AUGAUGCUAAAUUCAGACCAGACAGAGAUUGACCUCCAGCCGACACACUCGGAGACAGAGUCGGUCUUUAGUGACUGUGGGGGCGGAGGGGGCCGUGGGGUCGGGACAGAAGAGGCCGGCACUCUUGGCCUUUGCAGCCAGUCCAGAGUGGUAGAGUCUGGCGAUACCAUGAAAAAAGACCUUCAACACCUGAGUCGGGAGGAACGCCGGAGGCGCCGGCGUGCCACAGCCAAGUACCGGACGGCCCAUGCCACACGGGAGCGGAUCCGGGUAGAGGCCUUCAACAUGGCUUUUGCUGAACUUCGCAAACUCCUACCAACACUUCCUCCAGAUAAGAAGCUCUCCAAGAUCGAGAUCCUACGGCUGGCAAUCUGCUACAUCUCGUACCUAAAUCAUGUGCUUGAUGUCUGA
Molecule: messenger RNA, 411 nt
Organism: Eublepharis macularius
Lineage: Eukaryota; Metazoa; Chordata; Lepidosauria; Squamata; Eublepharidae
Gene: NHLH1
Product: nescient helix-loop-helix 1
Exons: 1
Coding region: 1-411 (136 amino acids)
Biological process (GO): regulation of transcription by RNA polymerase II
Molecular function (GO): DNA-binding transcription factor activity, RNA polymerase II-specific; protein dimerization activity; RNA polymerase II cis-regulatory region sequence-specific DNA binding
Source: RefSeq, a predicted model, not a curated record